UUUUGAGAAGGGAAUUUUAGGGGGACAAAAGGAAGAACCGUGCGUACCAGGGGCAAUAGAUAAGGGACCGCCGGCGAGAGUCGGAGGCGUUGGGUCCAGGAUGGAUGUGGCCGACCCGCAGCAGCUGGGCAUGUUUACAGAGGGGGAGCUGAUGUCCGUGGGGAUGGACACGUUCAUCCACCGCAUCGACUCCACGGAAGUCAUCUAUCAGCCCCGGCGCAAGCGGGCCAAGCUCAUCGGCAAGUACUUGAUGGGAGACCUGCUGGGGGAGGGGUCCUACGGCAAGGUGAAGGAGGUGCUGGACUCAGAGACGCUGUGCAGGAGAGCUGUCAAAAUCCUCAAGAAGAAGAAGUUGCGAAGGAUCCCCAACGGGGAGGCGAACGUCAAGAAGGAAAUCCAACUUCUGAGGAGACUGCGGCACAAAAACGUCAUCCAGCUGGUGGAUGUGUUAUACAACGAAGAGAAGCAGAAAAUGUAUAUGGUGAUGGAGUACUGCGUGUGUGGGAUGCAGGAGAUGCUGGACAGUGUGCCGGAGAAGCGCUUCCCCGUGUGCCAGGCCCAUGGGUACUUCUGCCAGCUGGUAGACGGCCUGGAGUACCUGCACAGCCAGGGCAUCGUGCACAAGGACAUCAAGCCGGGCAACCUGCUGCUCACCACCGGUGGUACGCUCAAGAUCUCCGACCUGGGUGUGGCUGAGGCCCUGCACCCCUUUGCCGAGGACGACACGUGCCGGACGAGCCAGGGCUCCCCAGCAUUCCAGCCUCCUGAGAUUGCCAAUGGCUUGGACACCUUCUCUGGCUUUAAGGUGGACAUCUGGUCAGCUGGGGUCACUCUCUAUAACAUCACGACAGGCCUGUACCCGUUUGAGGGGGACAACAUCUACAAGUUGUUUGAGAACAUCGGGAAGGGAGACUACACGAUCCCGGGUGACUGCGGCCCCCCGCUCUCGGACUUGCUGAGAGGGAUGCUGGAAUACGAGCCAGCCAGGAGGUUCUCCAUACAGCAGAUCAGACAACACAGCUGGUUCCGGAAGAAGCACCCGCCAGCUGAGGAGCUGGUGCCCAUCCCGCCGAGCACGGAGUGCAAAGACCGCUGGCGUGGCAUGACGGUGGUGCCCUACCUGGAGGACCUGCACGGCUGUGCUGAGGACAACGGGGACGAGGACCUGUUCGAUAUCGAGGAUGACAUCAUCUACACUCAGGACUUCACGGUGCCCGCCCACACUCGCCCUCUCCCUCCUAGGACAGGUCCCAGAGGAGGAGGCUGGUCAGAACGGGCAGAGCCGGGGCCCACCCAAAGUGGUGUGCAUGAAUGGCACAGAGUCGGCCCAGCUGAGCACCAAAUCAAAGGUGGAGCGCCGGGCCAGCGCCGUCUCCAACCCCACUCGCAAGGCCUGCUCGGCCAGCAGCAAGAUCCGCCGGCUGUCCGCCUGCAAGCAGCAGUGAGGGAGGCCACCCACAGCCUGUUUCAUGGAGCCCCAGCCAGGUGCCACGGCCCAGGUCCUGAGUCUUCCCGCCGACUGCUGGCCCAUGGCUGCUGCGCAGGAAGGCCACCACCACAUUCUCCUUGCCGACUGCUCCUCAGGAAGCCAGGGGUCUUGGAGGGCCGUGGCUGGGGGACAGCAGGGUCUGGGGCCUGGCCUUCCCCUCAUGGCCAGUGGACACGACCUCUUGUUGACUUUGCAGCCCUGUGCCAAGCCCCUUCCCCUGGCCAGGGGAGGAGGGAGCACACCGGCUCACGGGCCCUGUGGGAAGCCCUUGCCACGCACUUUAUGUUCAGACUACUGGUUCUCUCCCCAGCCCUGACUUCUUUUUACUCUGCUCCACGUCAGCGCCUCCCACACCUAGUGAUGUGUUCAGACAAACCACAGCCACAGCAGGAGCCGGGAUGAAGAACAGGCCUGUCAACCAAGAUGCAUGCCCAGAGCCCAAGGGAGCCAGGCGGCUGCCUUGUUUUUGUUUGGUUGGUUCCGUUUUCUUUUUUUUUUUUAAGAAAAAAUAAAGCAGGUGGAUUUGAGCUGUGGUUGUGAAGGGUGUUUGGGAAUUGUUGGGUGGCACCGUGUCCUGCAGGUAGGGGAUCUGAGUCCAAGCCCCCUUUGUGGACCUACAGCCCAGGGGGCAGGCUGGGGUCUGCAGGUCUGGUGGGCGGGUGGUGGGACCUGGGGCUUCCGUGGGGGUCAGCCUUUGGCCACGCUGGACAGCAGCCCUCUCGGUGGUGGGCGGUCUCCCCAAAGGUCAGCAGGGCCCUCUGCGCAGCCCCAGGGCCCACCAGUCCACAGGGCAGCAGCCGGGGAGCUACCUGAUCGCAGGACCCUGACCCUCUUUCCAAGGUCUCUGUGCUCCUGGGUCCCCAGAGAAAACCCGGACUAAGCAAGAGUGUGCAGUAAAUAUUUAUAGUCAACCAGAAAACAAACACAAGAAACUCCAUCACUGGAUGGUACACAGACGGCACGAAGCUCCGAGGGGCGGGGCGGGGCGACUCGGCCGCAGGCUAGGGCUGCCCCAUCUUUU
This is a messenger RNA of Neomonachus schauinslandi (Hawaiian monk seal), 2510 nucleotides long. It is a transcript of the gene STK11, whose product is annotated as serine/threonine kinase 11. Lineage: Eukaryota; Metazoa; Chordata; Mammalia; Carnivora; Phocidae. Gene Ontology annotation, cellular component: cytoplasm. The record is from RefSeq and is a predicted model, not a curated record. Bases 101 to 1891 code for a protein of 596 amino acids. Gene Ontology annotation, biological process: establishment of cell polarity; glucose homeostasis; intracellular signal transduction. The transcript has 10 exons. Gene Ontology annotation, molecular function: protein serine/threonine kinase activity; ATP binding; protein kinase activator activity.